Tetrahymena thermophila SB210 is the source of this 1794-nucleotide messenger RNA. RefSeq lists its product as hypothetical. NCBI's taxonomy places the organism in Eukaryota, Ciliophora, Oligohymenophorea, Hymenostomatida, Tetrahymenidae. The record is from RefSeq and is a predicted model, not a curated record. The transcript is spliced from 9 exons.
AUGGAGUAGGAAUUAGAUAAGUUAAUGCAGGAGGAAAUAGAAAGGUCAUUUAAUCCUGAUGGCGAAUAGUCUGAAAUUAAUGACCAGGAUGACGAUGAUUUAAUGAGAUAGAGUGUUGAUUUAGAGAUAUUUGAAAAGAAACUCUCACAGUAAAAAAGAAAGCAGGAGUAUUAAAAUUAGCUAAAAGCAAAGUAAUAGUAGAAAUAAGAAGUGUAUAUGCAUGAAAAUGCUGUUUCUAGUGAUGAAAGUGAGGAAGAAGAUACCUAAGAAAUUGCUAAUAAUAUAAAGGCUAACUAAAUUAAAAUUAAAUAGGAUGCUGAUUCUUUGUAUGAGGAAUUGAUAUAAAAAGGUAAAUUGGGGAAGGAAUAAGGUUCUUCUUUAGCAAAAAAGCCUCCUACUCCAAAUAAAUUAUAGAUAAUGUAGUAGCAGUAUGCAUAGUCAAGAGACAAAGAAAAGCAAAAGCAAGAUGAAAUACUAGAAGAAAUUUUGAAGUCAAAUAAUGAUGGUUUCAAGGAAAAAAAGUUAAAAGAACUUUUAUAAAGAAACAGAAAUCUGAAUAUAUAAUAUGAAAAAGAAAAGGCUAUGAGAAUAAAACUGGAGUCACAAUUGAAUUAAAUGAUAAAGGACCAUGAAGAGUUUUUACAAUAUAAAUAAGGUAGACUUGGAGACUAAGGAAAUAAUGGGAAUAAUAAUGAUGCUAUAUCCGUAAAGUCGCAUUCAGAUUCAGUAUAUUCAGCUAAAACUACAAAAACUACUUUGAAAGAAAAUAGUGUUAUGAAUAGUGCUGAUACUGAAGAUUACAAGGAGAAAUUUUAAAAGACUGAUAAAAAAUUACAAGAAUUUAGAGUUUAGAAUAAUAACUUAAAAAAUGAAUUAAAUAAAGCCUUGAGAGUUAUUACUAGAGAAGUUGGAGAGAAUGUGAAUAUAGAUAAAAUUUUACUAGAAGAGAAUGGAUGGAAAGGAAGAGCUUAGCAAAUAGAAAAACUGAAAGCUAAAGUUAGAGAUUUAUAAUAAAAAAUAGGUAAUAUAAGCCAUACUUCCAUUAACAGUGAUAUGAGUGGAUUUAGCAGUGCAGGAUUAGGACUUACUGGCUAAAGCCACAGAGGAAAUAGUUUAGGAGGCCAAGCAGCAUCAGAAAGAAGAAAAGAAUAAGAAGAGUUAAAACAAUAAUUUGAUAAAAUAAAACAAGAAAAUGAGUUAAUUGGCUCUAAACUAAAAGCAGUGACUGCAAGAAAAAAUAUACUUGAGAAAGAAAUAAAAGAAAUAAGAAACGAAUAUGAUAAUAAUAAGAAAAUAUUACUCGAUAAAAGUGACAACGAUAACAAAUAUAUAUCUGCUCUUAAAUAAGAAAUAGAUAAGUUAAGAAAAAAAGAGCCUGAAGUAAUAAAUAAAGUUGUUUAUUAGAGAGUGUAUACAAAUAACACAGAUGAAGAAAAUGAGAAAAAGUUAAAAGCAAGUGAUGAUGAAAUGUCGAGACUUCGUCAAGACAUGAAAUACAUGAAAAAUGAGCUAGAGUAAAAAGAAAGAAUGAUAAGUGAACUUAUAUCAGAAAAAAUUAAAAGUGAUAAGCAGUAAGUUUAGAAAGUAGUAUAAAGUUCUAACUUAGGUAAUGACGAAGCUCAUUAAAAAAUAUAAAAACUGGAGGAAAUGGUGAGGGCUUUAAAAAAAGAAAGAGAAGAUUUUUAUGAUUCAAAACUUAACGAUAAAGAAUCAGCAAAAAUAAUUAAAGAAUUAUCAUUAUAAAAUGCCAAGCUAAGAAGUAAAAUCGAUGACUUGAACUAGCAAAAAAAGUGA